AUGGAAAAUUAUGAAGAAAUAGAAAAGGCCUACAAAGAAAUAGAAGAUGAAAUAAUUAGAACUGUUGAUUCUUUAUGUGGGUGCAAUUAUAUGAAGAUAAAAGAUGAAAUAAUCAUGCCACAUAUGAGUGAAAAUUUAAUUAACAAAAUAAUAUUAUUAAAUAAACACAUUAAUGAUAAUAGUGACUUAGAAGCAUUCGAAAAAAGAGUAACCAAUGAAAAAGUUAUGCAAAUAAAUGACAAAUUAAUAUAUUUAUUAUGUGAUUAUUAUAUUAAUAAAAAAGAAAUUGAUAAUUUAAUAAAUUUUACUACUAGUAAUGAAAAUUAUUUUAAUGUUUUACCUCAAGCAAAAACGGCAAAGUUAAUAAAGAAUAUUGUAGAAAAAAUAUCAAAAAAAAUUCGUAAUAUAAGCACAUUAUAUAUAAUUUUCAAGAAAUACGUGAAUUGGGCUUAUGAAAAAAAGAGAAAUUUUUUGAGAUGUCGUAUAGAAGUAAAAAUGAUUAUAUUAUAUAUAUUAAAACAAAAAUAUAAAACAGCAUUAAACUUAAUUGAAAGAUUAUUGAAAGAGGUAAAAAAAGUAGAUGAUAAAACCUUAUUAUUAGAAUUAUAUAUUGUAGAAACAAAAAUAUAUAUGUUACUGAAAAAUUCUACAAAAAUGAAAGCAUCUUUAACUUUUGCAAAAAAUAUCGCAAAUACAAUUAACACAGCAAUUUAUAUAAAUAGUGAAAUAGACUUAUUAUCAGGUAUAUUAUUUAUAUACGAAAAGGAUUACAAAAGUGCGUUUAUAUAUUUAUAUGAAUGUUAUGAAACCUUAUAUACAUAUAUAUAUAAUAGUCAUAAUAAUACACUUGAUUUUUUGAGUAAAAAGAAUAAUGAUUUUUAUUCAGUUAUUAUUCAUAAUAUUAUUAAUACAAGUACUAUAUCAUCUCAAAAUAAAACAAAAAGUAUAAGCCAAAUUAGUCCCUUUUUAUUAUCUUUUUAUACAUUUUAUGAAUAUUAUGAUAGUAGUAAUAGUGUUUUAAAUUUAGAUGAAAUGAAUAUAUGUUCCAAUAAUGUCAAUUUAAUAUAUAGUGAUAUGAUAUGUAAAAUUAGUUCAAGCUAUCAAGAGUUAGAUGAAGAAAAAAUUUAUUGUAUUACUAAUCCAAUUGAAUUAAAUUAUGAAUUAAUACAAAGUUUAACAAUAGAUAGUUAUGGUAAUUUAUUGGAAUCUAAAUCAGGUAAUAAUCAAAAUCCUGUUUUUAUUUUUCCUGAUAAUAAUAAUAUUAGUGGUAAUUUUGGUUUAAAUUUAAAUAUAGAAAAUUUGAAAAUUGUUGUUCCUUUAAAAUAUAUGUUAUUAUGUAAGAUUCUGGAAGAAAAUAACAGAAAAGAAAUAAAUAAUAUUCUAUGUGAAAAUAACAAAUUAAAUUACAUACCUAACAAAGAAAUUCAAAUAUUGUUAGAUAUAUCAAAAUGUUAUGAGAAUAGAUCGUUAGAUAUUUUUGAAAAAAUAAUUAAAACAAAUAUAUUCCUUAUAAAUGUUGACAAAGUUAUAUAUAAUUAUUUAAAAGAGUUAUAUGAGUUAUUACUUGAAAAAAAUAUUCUAAAAAUUAUAGAAGCCUAUAGCUGCAUUGAUUUAAAUUAUAUAGGACAAAAAUUAAAUUUAGAUGUUACUAAAAUUAUUUCUAAGUUGUCAGAAAUGAUAUUAGAUAAAAAAUUAAAUGCAACAUUAGAUCAAAAUAUUGGUAUUUUGAUUUUGUAUGAUGAUAUGCCUGAAACUAAGAUGUAUCAAAAUGUUUUAGAAAUAAUAAAUAAUUUAACAGAAUCAGUAGAUAUUUUAUAUCAAAAAGCACAAUUAACUAUAUAG
Molecule: messenger RNA, 1842 nt
Organism: Plasmodium gallinaceum
Lineage: Eukaryota; Apicomplexa; Aconoidasida; Haemosporida; Plasmodiidae
Product: 26S proteasome regulatory subunit, putative
Exons: 1
Coding region: 1-1842 (613 amino acids)
Biological process (GO): ubiquitin-dependent protein catabolic process
Cellular component (GO): proteasome regulatory particle, lid subcomplex
Molecular function (GO): structural molecule activity
Source: RefSeq, a predicted model, not a curated record